Molecule: messenger RNA, 2982 nt
Organism: Bradysia coprophila
Lineage: Eukaryota; Metazoa; Arthropoda; Insecta; Diptera; Sciaridae
Gene: Pdk1
Product: Phosphoinositide-dependent kinase 1
Biological process (GO): intracellular signal transduction; peptidyl-serine phosphorylation
Molecular function (GO): ATP binding; protein serine/threonine kinase activity
Source: RefSeq, a predicted model, not a curated record
UUUUACGUUUCAAUAUGUUUGGACGUUGAAUCUAUCGGUGGAAAACAUCAACUUUUUAUUUAAAUAUAUUUUCUUCAUUUUAUAUUUUGAGUAAAUGAAAAUAUAAAUAAUUGUGCUAAAUAAUUCAAUACAAUAACGGCGCUACAUGGAAAUAAACAAAAAAUAAAAAUAAUUAAUUUUUCCGUGCUUUAUAUGGCUUGAUAUUGUUUUUAUUUUCUAAAAAUAGGAAACUGGUGCAUUGAUAAGAAAAAUCAAUAUUUUUAUGGUUUUUCGUGGAUAAUAACAUAAAACUCUAUAAAUAGAAAACGUAAACAGAGAAAAUACGCUAAAGGUCCAUUUACAUGUGUUCGAAUGUUGAUGUUAUUUUGUAGACAAGAAUUUUCUUGACUUUUGUGUACUUGUACUUUGCUGGGGUUAACGUCGAUUAUGCUUUGAAUACAUCAACAGAAUUAUACAGAAAAGACAUUUGCACCAGAUUUUGAACUGAAAACGUGUUUUGUGAAACCUUUUCUCUCUAGUUGUUAUUGUUUACUACGGAACGAUAUAUAAUAUAUACAAAAAAGUCGGGUUACAACUAUGUGUUGUAUUUGGAAUAAAAAAAGUCUUUUGUUUUCGAUUGCCUUUUAAGUUUUUUGAAUAAGAGAAUAUAAACACCGCGAAAUAUAUACGUACUGCAUUUUUAUAGCUGUGAUUAUGGCUUGUUCGAAUAAUACUCCAAUUCAUAGUCCAGACAGACAAUCUAUAAUUGGAAUAAAAAGACGUUCGCGUGCAUCAGACACACUUUUAGCGACAGCUGCAGCUAUGUUGAAGGUUUUAGGUAUAAGUUCAUCCACCCGGAGGAAUCGAAAUAAAGGAUCUAAAUCAAAGAUUGCCGAUCAAAAUACAACAAUGCCUGCUAUGCCAACUGAAAAAUCAUCAAUACUGGCCGAAAGUAAUUACAGCGAUUUAAGGAUGAAGGAUAAUCUUGGUAUUAAACGGGAAGUGGAUGCAUCGUCGACUAACCGAGCGAAUGCAAACCCUGCACCAGCUGCAGCACGAUUAGCGCAUAAUCCAAAUUGCGAGACUGAUAAUAAAGCUGCUGAACCCGGAACAGUUGCAAAACCACCUACACAAAUUGCCACUAAAUCGAUCAAAAUCCGUGGUGUGAAUGACUUUCGUUUCGGAAUAGCAAUCGGCGAAGGAAGCUUCAGUACCGUUUAUCUCGCCAAGGACAUACACACAAGUAGGGAAUAUGCAAUAAAAGUCUGUGAGAAAUCACUGAUACUCCGAGAGAAAAAACAACAAUACAUCAAACGAGAACGUGAAAUUAUGAAUAAGUUGAGUUGUGUUCCCGGAUUCGUAAAUCUCUUCUGUACGUUCCAAGAUGGCAAAAAUCUGUAUUUUGUUAUGACCUACGCAAAACAUGGCGACCUCUUGCCGUACAUCAAUAAAGUUGGUUCGUUCGAUCUGAAAUGCACGCAAUUCUAUGCAGCCGAACUGCUUUUGUCACUGGAAAAUAUGCACAAAAAGGGCGUCGUCCACAGAGAUCUCAAACCGGAAAAUAUUUUAUUCGAUGAAAAGAUGCACACAUUGAUUGCUGACUUUGGUUCGGCAAAAGCCGACGAUAUAGAGGAUGACGAGGAAGAAGAAGUCGAAUUCGAUGAGCACCGAAAGCGAACGAAUAGCUUCGUCGGAACGGCACAGUAUGUGAGUCCUGAAAUUCUCACCGGACAACAAGCAUCGAAUUCGGCUGAUAUAUGGGCAUUGGGCUGUAUAAUCUAUCAAAUGAUAUCCGGUCUGCCACCGUUCCGGGCCGGUACUGAAUAUCUGAUAUUCCAGAAGAUACUUAAAUUGGAUCUCACAUUUCCGGACGGUUUCAAUGAGACCGCCAAAGAUUUGGUCCAGAAACUGCUACAAAUCGAUCCGGAACAGCGAUUGGGAAUGGGUGAUGAGCCGGACUGUUAUCGCAGUAUACGCAUGCAUCCAUUUUUCGAUGGCAUCAAAUGGGAAGGCUUGAGACAACAGACUCCACCACAAAUUUGUCCAUAUUUACCGGGAGUAUUCGGCGACGACGAUGAAUUGCUGAACAAAUACACUAUUCCUGAUCAUUUAGAACCGGGUUUGGAUGAUCGACAGCUUACAAGACUGCUUGGCUUGGAAUUGGGAACAUCAAUACCAAUGCAAAUUAAGGAUAAAUCUAAAAAUAUAUUAAACAUACCUGAAUAUGAACGACAACGUCGAUUGGCCGAACAAAGAAUGGACAAAUGGCAUCAAUUCGUUGAUGGUGAGGUGAUAAUCAAACAGGGAUUUGUCAACAAACGAAAAGGUUUAUUUGCGAGAAAGCGAAUGCUGCUACUGACAACGGGACCCCGAUUGAUUUAUGUGGACCCCGUACAAAUGGUGAAAAAGGGUGAAAUACCAUGGAGUGCUGAGCUUAGAACUGAAACUAAAUCAUUUAAAAUAUUUUUUGUACAUACACCAAAUAGAACAUAUUACCUAGAGGAUCCACAAGGAUUCGCGCUUGACUGGUGUCAUACAAUAAAAAAAGUACUACAGCAAACCUAUGGUGAUCAGACGUAAUUCAAACUAUUUUAGUGUUUUUUUCAACAAAAAUUAUUUUCAUUUUUCGUUGUUAUGAGUUUAAACCAAUGUGUAAAUAUUUGCAAAUAAGAAAAUUAGAUAUCAGAAGUUUAAUUUAAUACUAAAAAAAAGAAAUGAAAUUGGAAGUUAUUGUAAAAAUUAAAUUAAAUUAAAGAAAAUGAAAAAAAAAAACGGAAAAAAUACUAAACUAAUAUCGUCAUUAAAUUUAGUUUAAAUAAAAAGGAGAAGAAAAAUAACAAAAUUAUUUAUUUGAACUCGUAAAAAGCUAGUUGAAUUACAUGAUUUUAUUGUAAUUUACCGACAGAAGUAAUAGUAAUAGCAAAGCGAUUGUAAGAAAAUUAAAAUUGAAAGAAAAAAAAGAACUUAGGUAAAUACAACAAAUAAAUAAAUAAAUGGAAACAA